GUGGGCUUGUGCUGGGGGCGAUGACAGCAUUGGCAUUGAGACCCUGACCCUCUGUCCCCAAGAGGAGCGCGAUGUGAGCUAGUAUCGCGCCUUGAGUUAGGCGGGGAUGGGGGAGGAGAAGACGCCCGUGGAGCCAAUGGCUGUGUCGGGGGUGCUUUUGAAAGCGCCUCAAGUCUGUGCUGCAGGAGACAGUCCUGCCGGUUGGUGGCAGAAGUAGGAAGUAGGAGUGAAUUAGGUGGAGCUUUGGCGGUGGAAGGAGCAGGAGGAGCUACUGUCCUUUUUUAACAUCUUCCUAGACUCUGCCCUUAGCCACAACCCGAAUUCCCAAGCCUUGGGUCAGCCAAACUGCCUUCUCCAUGUCCGCCCGGCAGGCUUACCGACACAUCUGUUGCAUGGGAACUCAACUCUAGGUGGAUUCCUUGCUGCCCUUCAGCACGGUUCCACUCUUACUAAGAUGAUUGGUUGUAAUUCCCUCAUCGUUGUAUUCUCAAAUUGUUCUCCUUUGCCACUCGCUCAGAAUAUUUUUAUAUCUUCUUCCUACAGCUGAGCUCUUGAUCACGUCUUGUUGCUUUCGAUCUCCUCUAACUGUUCAACUAGAUUGAUCCUGCUCAGUACUAUCAGUCAUCUUACUAAAACAUCGUUUAGGAUUGUGUUAUUUUUCUGCUCAGACACUUCCAGUGGCCGUCGAUUAACCACUGAAUGGAUUCUAAGCCCCUGACAGGGCAUUAAGUGUUUUACCUAGUUCGGCACUAAUCCGGCCGUAUUUUCCAGAAUUGUGCUAGAAAACACUUUGUCCUCCUGCUCUGUAUCUGGGCUGUUCAGUUUUUUCUUAACACGUUGCAUAGUUUGCUUAUGUCUUUGCCUCAUUUCUGUCUCCUGAACUGUUUUGAAAAUGUGGCCACUUCUUGCAUUAUGCUUUACUGAUUAUUCUAGGCAAAAGUGAUCCCAUCUUUCUUCUUCUUCACUCUUACUGCUCUUAUUUUGUACUAGUGAUUUUAUUUAUUCAAUAAUCAGUUUUGAUUGUGUGCCUACUAUGUGCUUGAUUCUGUUCUAAUUGUGAGAUAAUCAGUGAAUAAGGCAGACAGGGUUCUUACUUUCAUAGAGCAAACAUUCUAGUUGGGGCAUUGUUCAAGAAUGGAAGAGGAUACAGAUUUCAGAAUCAGAUUUAGUUCUUUGUGUUUCAUAACUGAUCAUGUUGGUUUUCAUGGCACCAUAAAAAGCUCACCAAGUGACUUCAUUGUUAUUGAGAUUGAUGAACAGGGAGAGUUAGUUAAUAAAGCCAGUGACAAACCUGUUUACAAUGUUAGUAAAGUACUACCUGAGCCAAAUAAUUUAGCUAAAAAAGCAAAACUAGAUCUUCAGAUUUUAUCUUUUGAAGAGACAAGCAAUCAAGAAGUCAGUACUUUGGCUGGGAGCUCCAGUGAUGACCACAAUUUUGUGCCUUGUUCAGAAAAGGAAGAUACUGUCAGAGAUAGAACUUCCAAAGGUGAAGAAGAAAAUGUUGAUGUAUUAGGCUCCUUGUUAGAUGAAAAAACUAAUGAAUUACUGAAUCAGUUUGCCUGUGAUAUAAAAGAGAAGUGGGACUCUCAAACUGAGCUAAUUGGACCAUCUCCUGAAUUCUCGUUAGGCAGAAUCCUUGACAAGAACCAGAGGGCUACCUUGCAUAGUGCUAUUAGGCAGAAAUUUCCUUUUUUAAUAACUGUAGGAAAAAACAGUGAAAUUGUUGUAAGACCAAAUCUUGAGUAUAAAGAACUUUGUCACUUGGUAUCUGAAGAGGAAGCAUUUGACUUUUUUAAAUAUUUGGAUGCAAAGAAAGAAAAUUCCAAAUUUACCUUUAAACCUGAUACAAACAAAGAACACAGGAAAGCUGUCCACCAUUUUGUCAACAAAAAGUUUGGAAAUCUAGUGGAAACCAAAUCCUUUCCUGAACUGAAUUACAGUGCUGAUAAUCCAAAUGUAGUGAUAACUGUAAGAUUUCGGGUAAAAGCACACAAACACUGGAAGAGGUCUCUUCAUGAAUGCCAGGGAAGAAAAGAUAUUUACACAGCUUUUACCCUACAAAAAGAAAAUCUAGAAAUGUUUGAAGCAGUUGGUUUUUUAGCUGUCAAACUUGGCGUGAUUCCUUCGGAUUUUAGUUAUGCAGGACUUAAAGACAAGAAAGCCAUCACUUAUCAAGCAAUGGUGGUUAGAAAAGUAACACCAGAGAGGUUGAAAAAUAUUGAAAAAGAAGUUGAAAAGAAAAGAAUGAAUGUGUUUAACAUUCGGUCUGUAGAGGAUUCCCUUAGACUUGGUCAGCUCAAAGGAAAUCACUUUGAUAUUGUCAUCAGAAAUCUAAAAAAUCAAAUAAAUGAUUCUGCAAACCUGAGAGAGAGAAUUUUGGAGGCAAUAGAAAAUGUUAAGAAUAAAGGGUUUGUGAAUUACUAUGGACCACAGAGAUUUGGGAUGGGAAGGAAAGUUCACACAGACCAAAUUGGAUUGGCUUUGCUGAAGAGUGAAACGGUGAAGGCUGUAAAAUUGUUUUUUACACCAGAAGAUUUGGAUGAUCCUGUAAAUAGAGCAAAGAAAUAUUUUCUUCAGACUGAGGAUGCUAAAGGCACACUUUCACUGAUGCCCGAAUUCAAAGUUCGGGAGAGAGCACUGCUAGAGUCACUGCACCGCUUUGGCGUGACAGAGGAGGGCUGCAUCCAGGCGUGGUUCUCCUUCCCCCAUUCUAUGCGCAUAUUCUACGUUCAUGCAUACAGCAGCAAGAUCUGGAAUGAGGCAGUAUCUUACAGACUUGCAACUUAUGGCUCAAGAGUUGUGGAGGGUGACUUGGUCUGUUUGGAUGAAGAUACUGACAAUGAGCAGUUACCGAGUAGUAAAGUUCAUCUAGUAACCAAAGAAGAGGAAUCAGCUAACACAUAUGCGAUACAUCAGGUGGUUCUUCCAGUGCUUGGAUACAACAUUCAGUACCCUAAAAACAAAUUAGGGCAGUGGUACCAGGAAGUACUCAGCAGAGAUGGACUACAGACAUGUAAAUUUAAAAUACCUACCCUGAAACUGAAUGUUCCAGGGUGCUAUAGGAAGAUUUUGAAACAUCCCUGUAAUCUCUCAUACCAGCUGAUGGAAGACCAUGGUAUUGAUGUCAAGAAGGAAGGUUCCCACAUUGAUGAAGCAACUUUAUCCCUUUUGAUCUCUUUUGAUCUUGAUGCUUCGUGUUAUGCUACAGUUUGUCUGAGGGAAAUAAUGAAGCAUGACUUUUAAAACUGAUACCUUUGAUAUAGUCAUGUGUGUGCCACUUUUUAAAGGAAAGUGAAAAGGGAGCUAAAAUUUGAGUGUCUACCAUGUUCUAGGAGAUUUAUCAUUGUUAUCUCCUUUAAUUACACACCAUCCCAAUGAAGUAGGAAUUUGAUGCUCACAUUGAAGAGGACAUAUAGCUAGUAAGUGGCAAGAUCUGAACUUAAGACUCCAAAGCCUUUGUUUUUUUCUAUUAUCUAAUGUCUCAAUGACCUUUAUUCUGUGCUAUAAAAGUUAAAAUCUUUCUGGACUAUUAGGAGCAUACUGCAAGAUAACAUUAUAGAAGGAAACAUUAAAGAAAAACUUUAGGAGUAAUGUUUAUAUCCCCAGACUCCUUGCUUAAAAUGUAGAUUAAACUAAGUUGUAAUGAAAACAUAUGGUUGGAGAGAAAGAUGAAGCAUUUUGUUAAUUAGUGCCAUUCUUUUCUAUUUUUGAAAGUAUUGAUCAGAAUAGUACUUCAGGAAAAUGUUAUCUCUCUAUUUAUUAAUAUGAUAUGCAAGGAGAUCCAACCAGUCCAUCCUAAAGGAGAUCUCUCCUGGGUGUUCAUUGGAAGAACUGAUGUUGAAGCUGAAACUCCAGUACUUUGGCCACCUGAUGCGAAGAGCUGACUCAUUUGAAAAGACCCUGAUGCUGGGAAAGACUGACGGCAGGAGGAGAAGGGGAUGACAGAGGAUGAGACGGUUGGAUGGCAUCACCAACUCAAUGGACAUGGGUUUGGGUGGACUCUCGGAGUUGGUGAUGGACAGGGAGGCCUGGUGUGCUGCGGUUUAUGGGGUCACAAAGAGUCGGACCAACUGAGCGACUGAACUAAACUGAACUGAUUCCAGGGUAGUAUUAGUAUGAUAUCCCCUUUAUUAAAUAAAUGAUUUUUAAUGAACAUUGAAAUACAUUUUUAUACAGUUUCUUUAUUUUGACAUAUACUGACCCCCCACUUUUUUGUAAUUUUUGUUCUGUCAUCUAGAACAUAAAUUUUUAGAGUCAGAUCUGUGCUCAGACUCCAGCUCUGACACUUACUAGUGACUGAAUGUUAUUGAUUCUUUUUGAGGCUCAUUUAAGGAAUCAAGAUGGCACCAACCUCAUAAACAACAACUAAUAGAAUUAUCUCCACCUUUUUAAUGUUUCUAGAGGAAGAAAACAUUUUACCCAUUCUGAAAUUUAAAUAUGUCUUAACUGUAUUCAUUUAUUUAUUUUAAUUGGAGGAUAAUUACUUUACAAUAUUGUGAUAGUUUUUGCCACACACUGACAUGAAUCAGCCAUAGGUGUACAUGUGUCCCCCCAUCUUGAACCCCCUCCCCCCUCCCCCCUCCCUCCUCACUUCAUCCCUCUGGAUUGUCCCACAGCACUGGCUUUGGGUGCCCUGCUUCAUGCAAUGAACUUGCACUGGUCAUCUGUUUUACAUAUGGUAAUAUACAUGUUUCAAUGCUGUUCUCUCAAAUCAUCCCACCCUCGCCUUCUCCCACAGAGUCCAAAAGUCUGUUCUUUACAUCUGUGUCUCUUUCAGAGAGACAGGUCAUCAUCACCAUCUUUCUAAAUUCCAUAUAUAUACGUUAAUAUACUGUCUUUGUGUUUCUCUUUCUGACUUACCUCACUGUAUAAUAGGAUCCAGUUUCAUCCACCUCAUUAGAACUGACUCUAGUGCAUUCUUUUUUAUAGCUGAGUAAUACUCCAUGUGUGUAUGUACCACAACUGCCUUAUCCGUUCAUCUGCCAAUGGACAUCUAGGUUGAUUCCAUGUCCUAGCUAUUGUAAAUAGUGCUGCAAUGAACAUUGGGGUACUGUGUCUUUUUCAAUUCUAAAUAUUUGUUAGUUUAACUAUUCCAUGUCACAAAUCUCUUUAACCACUUUAUAUCAGUUGAAUUGGGGAGGAAAUGGAAUGUACUGAUUGGAAAAAUCUGAGCAUUCUUUUAUUGCUGGUAGCAUUACGUAAUGAUUUAAAUUUAAAAUACUGUAGAGAGUAUUAUAUGUUAGUAAUGUGGUACUUUUAUAUAUUUAGGUCAGUGAAACCAUUUUGGAUAUAUUAACAUACAGAAAUAAAAUUUAAAAGAAGAAAAAAACUAUAUGCAAUGUGAAUUUGCUUAGUGUAACAUUUUUAUAUAUAGAAAGAAUCAGUUUGAAAGUCCAGCAUUAGCUAACCUAAAGUAAAAUGAGAUGGAACAGUUUGAUUGCAAAACAUGUAGGUAUUAAACAUGAAGGUUUUAUGUAUGUGAGAAAAUAUUGCCCCUCAAAAGUAUAUGUAAAACACAAAUGGAGUGUAUACACUAAAUGCAGCUUUUACACGGGGGGGGGGCACUUCUGAAUAGUGAUUAAAAACAUGGAUACUGGAGACAAACUCUGGUUUGAAGCUUGGCUCUGCCACUUACAGCAGUGUUGCCUUACGAGUGUGUGUUUCAGUUCCAACUUCUAUAAAAACAGGGAUGGUAAUAAACAUACCUCUUAGGAUUAUUGUGACGAUUUUCUGAGUUAAUGUAUGUAAAGCAGCUUAGAAAAGUGCCUAGCACUUAGUUGCUGUUAAAUAAAUGUCCACAAAUCCAAGUUUGGAAGGGAACAGAAAGAAAUGAAAAGGUCAUUCUGUUAAGAUCAUAGAAUGUUUGGGAUUUUUUUAAUACUAGAAGGUUCCUGUUUUGUCUUUAUAUAUUUUAAUAAUUAAUAAAUUCAGGACACAAAAAUUGCAGAUUGUUAUACUGUGGAUUUUCAAAAUUACCUUUAUUACCUAAUGUUCAUUGAAAAUGAAAUGAUGCUGUAUUAGGUAGCAAUUAAUGUUUUAAUUUUUAUAUGGUAAAUUAUAUCUUGUAAAUAUAAUCUGAAAGUGAAUUACUAAAUAAUUAAAUCCCAAUUUUCUUUUAAACAUUGGGUAGCAAUUAGAAAAUAUGAAAGCAUUAAAAGUGUGUCAUCAUUGACAGUAUUUUCUUUGCCUCUAGGUGGCACUAUAAUUUUAGCUAUGUAUUUAGCACUUUGGCCCUGUGUAAAGAAAGGAUCACUAAACUUAUUUCAAGUUACCAUAAAAUGUAUUCAGAUAAUGUUCAUGUGGAAAAUU
This is a messenger RNA of Dama dama (fallow deer), 6309 nucleotides long. RefSeq names its product pseudouridine synthase 7 like (gene PUS7L). NCBI's taxonomy places the organism in Eukaryota, Metazoa, Chordata, Mammalia, Artiodactyla, Cervidae. Gene Ontology annotation, molecular function: RNA binding; pseudouridine synthase activity. The transcript is spliced from 9 exons. Gene Ontology annotation, biological process: pseudouridine synthesis. Gene Ontology annotation, cellular component: nucleus. Bases 1135 to 3243 code for a protein of 702 amino acids. The record is from RefSeq and is a predicted model, not a curated record.